Molecule: messenger RNA, 1508 nt
Organism: Drosophila grimshawi
Lineage: Eukaryota; Metazoa; Arthropoda; Insecta; Diptera; Drosophilidae
Gene: Mtch
Product: mitochondrial carrier homolog 2
Exons: 4
Coding region: 109-1059 (316 amino acids)
Source: RefSeq, a predicted model, not a curated record
UUGUCAAAGUUUUGUAACCUGAAAUAAAGCGAAAAAAUAGGCAGACGUGCAAACAAUUCGGUCGACCGUUUAAUAUUGUUCACACAUAGCAUCGCUCAAUAAGCAACAAUGACAAAUUUCAAUGGCUACGCUUCGCAUGAGGAGACCGAAGCAAAUGGCUGGGUGAAGUUUGGAAUGCGCCUUGCAGUCAGCGCUGCACUGCAUCCAUUUGAUUACUCAAAAACGCUAAUACAGAUUGGCUACGAACCGAUUGGCGCCAGACCCGGCAAAUCCAUGCUGGGCAGACCCAUCAUGUUGCUACCAAAUAUUUUUCAGUACGCUGGUCACAUCAAAAAGGUGGACGGUUUUUAUGGUUGCUAUCGCGGCUUGGCACCCAAACUGGUUGGCUCCGUGAUGAGCAUGGUUGUGAGUGAGCGCGUCGCCGAGAAGCUGGGACUUUCGGAUCAGGAGAGCAAGGACGAUUCCGAACUGACCGAGGAGGAGAAAUAUGUGCAAUUCAAGAACAAUCUGAAACGCGACAUUGUGCUGACGGUGAGCGGAAUUGUUGUCUCCCAUCCGUUCCAUGUGAUUUCGUUGCGCAUGAUGGCCCAGUUUGUGGGCCGUGAGAAGAUCUACAAUUCAAUACUGGGCUCCAUUGUCGAAAUCUGGAAUACCGAAGGCAUUAUGGGCUUCUUUUCCGGCCUGAUCCCCAAACUGCUGUUCGAUGUGGCCUGUUUGGUGCUAACAAGCUCCACGGUUUUCAUGGUGGACAAAUACCUCAUCAAGGAUAAGGUGGCCCGGUCAUAUAAUGCUGGCUUCACGCAGUUCGCCUUCUCGAGCAUACUCUAUCCACUACAAGUGGUGUCUACAUGCUCCUCAAUUAGCGGCUCACGCCUGAUGGCCGGCCAGCCGCCAAUAAUGCCGCGAUACAACAAUUGGGUUGACUGUUGGAAUGAUUUGCAGUCGCGUCGGGAACUAAAACGCGGCGGCUCGCUGUUCUGGCGCUCUCAAGUCGUUCAGUCGCCCAUAAUCGCAACAUCAGCCUAUGCCCCACUGCCCAAGUUGGCCCGUUACCAAUAGACGAGUUGUUCAUAAAGACGCGAUAAACGGUUAGGAUCACAAUAUAUCUAUAUAUAAUGAUAAUAACCGGAACCACGUCCAACGAGAGACGCGUCUGCCUGCAUUUUUAAUUAGAUGAUUUGCUCGACGAGCGCUGACUCCCUAAGACAUAACUGCAUUUGUUUUCCUCUGUCGCUGCUAUUAUUGCAAAUCAUUAUGUUAAAGUGGUCGCUUAAAUUAUGAUUAUCGAUCGAGUAAUAACCAAUUUAUUGCAUUGCACUGUAUAAUUUUAAAAACGUUUAUUUCCUUUUGGCAUCGAAUGCCGGCCUCUCCAAAGAAAACCAAUUGUACGAUGAGACUUUCAAUCAUCUAACAUUUAGCCUGCGACGACUAGUUUCUUGUUAUACACCUAUUUAAAGUGAGAACAACUUAAAGUAAAAAUUAAAUACGUUAUGCGCAUAAAGAACAAA